AUGAGCAAAUCUACACGGCCUAGUAACUUUGUCGGCUUCAGUGCCUUAUCAAAUAGAGUCUUCGUUCGCCCGGGUGAGACGCUGACAGGCACUGAGCCAAACCCAAAACAUCCUCGGACAAUCGUCAUCUACGGCUGGGGCGACGCACCUCCAAGGCACAUAUCAAAGUUCACCGAUGUCUAUCGACAGUUGUACCCUCAUGCCAAGCAAGUCGCGGUCCUGUCGCCUAUUUACAAAGGCUUCAUCGACCAUGUGGCUCAGCGCACAGAGGCCAUGCUUUCGGUUAUACAUGAGGUUUUCCCCAACAAUGCAUCAGACGGUUCAGUCUUGUUCCACGUGAUGUCUAAUUCUGGAACUAUCAACUACUCAGCCACCUUGAAUGCCUAUAAGGAGACCUACAACCGGCCGAUGCCCCAUGCGCUGACGGUCUAUGACUCUACGCCCGGAACUCCAUAUCUUACGUGGGAUAACCUCAAGCGAUUUUCUUACGCCAUGGCUAUCGGGUUAGCAGCAAAGCUCCCCUUGCCAUUCAUCGUAACACAAGUGCUAUGCGCCUGGUUCUUCUGCAUGAUUCAUGUAUUCGACUAUCUUGCGGGAAGAGAAUCUGCGCCUAAGUUCAGCCACAGGAUCUUCACCGAUGAGCAGUGGGAGAGCAAGAAGAGCACAAGGCUAUUCUUGUAUGGAAAGGGAGACUUUCUUAUUCCGUGGCAGCAUAUUGAAGGAUAUAUGGCCGUUUCGCAGGAGGCUGGAUACCCUAGCGAGGGGCAGUUAUUUGAAAGUGGACAUGUUGGGCAUAUGAAAAAGGAUCCAGAAAAGUAUUGGGGAACUAUUCAAGAGUCUUGGGAGAGGGCUGUGGGUAGAUACUACGAGGCAAGCAAUAAGCCAAGGGAGCGAACUGUCGGACCUCGGCAAGUUUAG
This is a messenger RNA of Fusarium odoratissimum NRRL 54006, 918 nucleotides long. RefSeq lists its product as uncharacterized. The coding region runs from base 1 to 918 and encodes 305 amino acids. The transcript has a single exon. NCBI's taxonomy places the organism in Eukaryota, Fungi, Ascomycota, Sordariomycetes, Hypocreales, Nectriaceae. The record is from RefSeq and is a predicted model, not a curated record.